Dentiscutata erythropus is the source of this 195-nucleotide messenger RNA. The record is from the annotation of a GenBank genome assembly. NCBI's taxonomy places the organism in Eukaryota, Fungi, Glomeromycota, Glomeromycetes, Diversisporales, Gigasporaceae.
AUGGAACGAUUAGGAAUUCGGAGGCAAACAUACGAUGUGAUUCAAAAAGUUAAUGCUAUGACAGAUGGUAAAGGAGUUAGUCCGAAAGAAGCUGGGGUUAAUAUGAUUGAAGUUUUUUCAUUCGAACACGACAAAGUUGAUCAAAAUUUCUUGGUCGAAAACACCAGCCAAUAUUAUGACUCUAAAGAAUUUUAA